Exophiala spinifera is the source of this 624-nucleotide messenger RNA. RefSeq lists its product as uncharacterized. The coding region runs from base 1 to 624 and encodes 207 amino acids. Gene Ontology annotation, molecular function: ubiquinone binding. NCBI's taxonomy places the organism in Eukaryota, Fungi, Ascomycota, Eurotiomycetes, Chaetothyriales, Herpotrichiellaceae. The record is from RefSeq and is a predicted model, not a curated record. Gene Ontology annotation, cellular component: mitochondrion. The transcript has a single exon. Gene Ontology annotation, biological process: ubiquinone biosynthetic process; cellular respiration.
AUGAUCCUACGGCAACCAGCUCUUCUGCAUUGUGGUAGUAAGCCUUCCACUCACUGUCAUCGACUAUUACUCCAGUACAAACAAAGAUUUAUACUUCAAAGCCGAACCUUCUUCGACUCGAUACUAUCCUCAGCUUUAGGCCCUUGUCCGCUCCGCACAGUGUCGCAUACAAAGCGUCUUCCUUACUCCCCCAAAGUUAUCUUCAAAGCUGUUUCGGACGUCUCUGGCUACCCAACAUUUUUACCCUUCACCAUCUCGUCACAUGUGACGUCAAGGGACGCAGCUGGGUAUCCGACUCGAGCCAGAUUAAAAGUCGGCUACGAAAAGCUCGGGCUUGAGGAAGACUGGGAUAGUGUAGUGUCCUGUGACCCCGAGAACGGACUUGUUGAGGCGAGAAGUAGCGACAAGAACAGCAAUGGUCUAUUCGAAGUUCUGAACACGAAGUGGCACAUCUCCCAGUCUGGAGGAGGCGAUGACGACCACGCAUCCGUGAAACUGGACGUCCACGUCAAGUUCCGGAACCCAAUCUAUGACCAAUUAUUUUCUCAGGUCGAGGAAAAGGUUGCAAGCACGAUGAUCUCAGCGUUCGAGAAAAGAGUUGAAGAGCUCAAUAAGCGGAGGUAG